Molecule: messenger RNA, 3805 nt
Organism: Gallus gallus (chicken)
Lineage: Eukaryota; Metazoa; Chordata; Aves; Galliformes; Phasianidae
Gene: EHHADH
Product: enoyl-CoA hydratase and 3-hydroxyacyl CoA dehydrogenase
Exons: 7
Coding region: 436-2694 (752 amino acids)
Biological process (GO): fatty acid beta-oxidation
Cellular component (GO): peroxisome
Molecular function (GO): (3S)-3-hydroxyacyl-CoA dehydrogenase (NAD+) activity; NAD+ binding
Source: RefSeq, a predicted model, not a curated record
GGGCAGAGGCGCGGGGACGGCGGCAGCGUUCGGCAUGGCGCAGUACGCGAGGGGCGCCGCGGCCGUGGCCGUCAUCCGGCUCCGCAACCCGCCGGUCAACGCGCUGAGGUAACGGCGGCGCCGCCCGCCAUUUCGUGAGGCUGGCACGGCACGGCACGGCCGGGGGUUUGCCUUCCCGGCCAUGGGAGCCUCGGGCUCGGCCGCUGGGGAUUACCCCGCUCGGUUAGCGGGACUGAGGGCUCUCUCCGCACGAGGGGGAGCGGCGGUGGCACUGCGCUCGUCCCACUUCUGUGCGCGGGUCGGGUCGGGUGGCUCCUCCUGAGCAACAGCACGAGGCUUGGAGUUUAGAUAUCGCUUUGCCAUAGCCGAGCUGAGCCCCUUCGGGAUUUGUGCUCCUUGUUAUAUUGUCUAGAGAGCUUUUUCCCCUCGGGAGAAAUGCCAGGUUCAUGGGUGUGUGCUUUCUGCCAUCUCCCCUGGAAUCUCUCGUCAGACUUGGCACAUUCCUGUCACUUACGCCGUGAAGAGUCAGCAGGAGCUCACAGCGUUAGCUCAGCUCUUCUAUUCCUCAGUUCCCGUGCAGUUAGCAGUUUGACAGUUCUCCAGGCAUUAGAGGAUGGACUGAAAAGAGCAGACGCGGAUCCUUCAGUGAAAGCUGUCACAAUUUGUGGCGAAAAUGGGAAGUUCAGUGCAGGCGCUGACAUUCGAGGAUUUUCUUCUCCAAAGAAACAGGGUCUUGGCUUGGGCCCCAUAGUUUCUCUCAUAGAAAGGAGCGAGAAGCCUGUUGUGGCUGCCAUUGAAGGCAUUGCCUUGGGAGGAGGCCUGGAGGUGGCACUUGGCUGUCACUAUCGUAUCGCACAUGUGCAGGCACGGAUGGGCUUACCUGAAGUCACAAUUGGGUUACUUCCAGGUGCUGAAGGCACUCAGCGGCUCCCCAGACUGGUUGGGGUUCCUGCUGCUCUGGAUAUAAUUACUACAGGAAGACACAUUCCUGCAACUGAAGCACUGAAGCUGGGCUUGGUUGAUGAAGUUGUGGAAGAGAACACAGUUGAAGCAGCAAUCCGUUUGGCAAACAAAUUGAUUGGCCAGCCCUUGGGACACCGCAGGCUCAGCCUGAAGCCAGUCCCCAGAUUGCCCAACAUGGAAGCAUUUCUCAGUGAGGCUCUCGUGAAGGUGAAGAAACGGGCCCAAGGGUGCCUGGCACCAGAGCUGUGCUUCCAAGCAAUCAAAGCUGCCACAGAGCAGCCAUUUGCAGAUGGAGUCCGGAAGGAGAGAGAGCUGUUUAACAUCCUGCUGACUUCAGGCCAGGCCAAAGCACUGCAGUAUGCUUUCUUUGCAGAGAGAGCAGUGGAGAAGUGGACAACACCCAGUGGAGCUUCAUGGAAAAGUGCUUCCCCUCAGCCCAUCCGUAAAGCAGCUGUGAUAGGGCUGGGAACAAUGGGCCGAGGCAUUGUGACUUCUCUGGUUAAGGCCAAGAUACCUGUGGUGGCCCUGGAGCAGAAUCUGGAGUAUCUGAACACAGGAAGAAAAGCCGUGAUGCUCCUUUUGGAACGUGAGGCUAUGAAAAUGGAGCAGGGUGCCCAAACCCUGGAUUUCCAUAACCCUGCACAACUCCAGUUCACUGUGGACUUUGAUGUGUUGCGGGAUGUAGAUCUAGUUAUUGAAGCUGUCUUCGAGAACAUGGCACUAAAGAAGGAAAUAUUCAGCAAGCUAUCAAGAAUCUGCAAGCCGGAGGCCUUUCUGUGUACAAACACAUCAGCCCUGAAUAUUGAUGAUAUAGCUUCUGUCACCGGCCGCCCACAGCAGGUCAUUGGCACACACUUCUUCUCCCCUGCUCAUGUGAUGAGGCUAUUAGAAAUAAUCUAUGGCCGUCACACGUCCCCCAACACCAUUGCCACGGCCAUUCAGCUAGCUAAAGUGAUGAAGAAAGUUGGAGUGGUGGUAGGGAACUGUUUCGGGUUUGUUGGGAACCGAAUGAUGUUUCCGUACGUACAACAGGCAGUUUUCCUCUUAGAGGAAGGAAGCAGACCAGAAGACGUAGAUCAGGUUCUUGAAGAUUUUGGGUUUAAGAUAGGGCCCUUCCGAAUGUCUGAUCUUGCUGGGCUGGAUGUGGGCUGGAGGUCUCGAAAGGACCAGGGCCUUACUGGGCCCUCACUGGCUCCAGGAACACCCGUCCGCCAGCGGCAUGGCUAUCGCUACAGCCCGCUGCCUGACCUUCUGUGUGAGAAAGGCAGGUUUGGCCAGAAGACAGGAAAAGGCUGGUAUCAGUACGAGAAGGCUGGGGGUAGGACAGCCAAACCAGACCCAUGGAUUCACAGCUUUCUGCGUGAGUACAGGGACACCCAUCAAAUCAAGACCCGCUUUAUAGACCAGGAGGAAAUCCUGGAGCGUUGCUUGUUUACUCUUAUUAAUGAAGGAUUUGACAUCCUGGCUGAGGGAAUAGCAUCAGGCCCAGAACACCUUGAUGUAGUUUAUAUCAAUGGUUAUGGAUGGCCAAAGCACAGGGGUGGCCCCAUGUUCUAUGCUUCCAUUGUGGGGCUCCCUAACAUUCUGACUAAGCUGCAGAAAUACUCUGAGAUCCACCCUGAUGUUCCCCAGCUACGUCCCAGUGCCUUCCUGAAAAAGUUGGUGGCUAUGGGGAACCCUCCUCUCAAUGACUGGAUGUCCUACCUACACAGGCAGAGCAACAAGCUGUGAUUUCGCUGAUACCCGCUAUAGAAAUUCCUUGGAGGUUGAUCUCAUGAAACAGCUGCUGUAAUUGCACUCUCUUUUCCAAUCAAAAACAAAGUGCUACAGGCUUAUAAACAAUGUCAGUUACCUUCCUAGGUGAGAUUCAUCUCUUUCCCACCUUGCUGCAGGCAACCACUGCCACUGCCCACCCUUCCUUCUGGCCAUCAGCCUCACUCACCUUCUUGGCACUAUGCCGUGUACAGAUGCAUUUCAUUCUCCUCUGUACUUAGGUCUUCAGAGCAGUGCAUCUCUUCCAGUCUUUCUUUGUUGAAGGGACAGAGCAGCACAUGGCCCUCAAAGCAAAUCACAGCAGGAUGGGAGAGCAGGAUGGUCACAAUUCACCCCAGACCAGCUGGAUCUCCCAGAUCCUGGCCUACGUCUGUUUUCCAAUUUGUUCAGACCUUCCUUCUCCCUGCAGUGCAAUUUCCUCCACCCCAAAUUACCUGGCUGUCCCAAACACAGCCAGUUGGAGCCUGUAUCCACACUGCUGGGGGAGUGUUGGCAUAUUUCAGAGGCAAAUUCAAAGGAAUUGGUGAGAGCAGCUUUGGAGAGAGAGCAAGGGGCAGGGCUGGUGCUGUCACCGCUCCCUGCUGCAGAAGAAAAUUCUAAUAAGUGACACAAAAUAUGCCUGAUUACAGUCAGAUACCUGACUGACCUGCGCUGUGCUGUUGGCUCAUGGCCGGCAUUCUGCAUCCAGACUCCAUCCUCUUUUAUCAUCCACCUGGCUUUGUCCAGGCAGAAACAUCUUCUGGCAUCUCUAAGUGCGGAUUUGCCUUGCUAUCACUCCCCCUAUCUUGCCUGCCUGUGGCUACCUAAUUGAUCUAAUUGACCAGACUGAAACCUGGCCUGGCACGUACCGGGUUUUCCCUUGCACAGCAGGGCUUGAGAGCUGGGCAGGCAGACUUCCAGCAGAGAGCAGAGCAGGAGGAGUGAGCCAGACCUCUUCCAUGCUUCGGGCAAAGUCACCUAUUGCUCGUGUCUAGUGAAAUUUAUCUUCUAGGUUGGUGUCCUCUGGAAGAUUAACACUGAAUGUCUAAUUGUUGCUUUCUAUUUUAAUAAAACCAUUUUGAUUAUCUAA